AUGCUGACUUGCAGGUUUGCUAGUCAUCAGAUGGGAAGGGAGAGGGUAAUCCUGUGUCUGUCUAAUUGUACAUGUGCUUAUUUCUGUGUGAACAUAGGGGAAAUGGAUGUGAGUCCUGAGACUAAACUUAGUAGCAGACAAUCCCAAGUUGGUUACAAGAGCUUUGAGGGCUUACCUCAGUUGACUGUGGAUGACACAUUGACCAAAGGGCAAAAUGGGAACUUUCAGAAUGAGCAUAACCGAAACACAGGACUCUAUGGCCAUGGUGGCCUCAGUCCUGCUCCAGACCUCAGCAGUCUCCCAAAAGAAUUGCCCCUGAGACAUCUAGCCUCUGGGAGCCAGCACCCUAACCUGGCUGAUCUAAGCUUGUCCUCCUUUAGAGAGAUGGAUAAGGACCUGCCGUCUGGGGGACCAAAUAGGUGUGGCCCUUGGCAGGAUGCCAUCAUACCCAUCUAUGCUGCUUCUCUCAUCAUUGCCAUAGCAGUCACCACCGCUAUGGUCCUGCAGAUUUAUCUAGGGACAAAUGAGCAGGUCUUCAGAGGGAGUGUGUUGGUGACAGACCAUGAACACUGUACAGAGCUUGGUCGUAGGGUGCUGAAUGAACAAGGCUCCAGUGUGGAUUCUGCCAUCGUUGCCACCCUGUGCCUGGGAAUAGUCCAUCCACAUGCGUCAGGUAUUGGCGGGGGAGGGGUGAUGCUGGUUCAUGACAUCCGGAAGAAUAUUAGGAAGGUGAUUAAUUUCCAGGAAACGGCACCCUCUGGAAUCAAAGAGGAGAUCCUGCAAAUUGACCCAGAGCUGAAGCCAGGUCUGAUUGUAGGUGUGCCAGGCUUGCUCAGAGGGUUGUACCAAGCCCAUAAACUGUAUGGAAGACUGUCAUGGGAGGAUAUCGUCACCAGGGCUGCCAAUGUAGCCAGAGAUGGCUUUAAUGUGUCUCACAGACUUGCAGAGGCCAUAACCAAGGUGAAAGGUCAGAAUAUGUCAUUGCGCUUCAGGGACAUGUUCUUGCCAAGAGGCCAUGCUCUGUCCCCUGGCUCUCUUAUGAAAACACCAAGUCUGGCUGCUGUCCUGGAGGCUGGGGUAUCAGAAUUCUACAGUGGGACUUUAACACAGGAAAUGGCCAGUGAGGUGCAAGAAAAUGGAGGAAUUCUAACCAAGGAGGAUCUCAGCAACUAUAGUGCAGUCAUAGAGCAGCCAAUUGAAGGCCUGUAUCAGGGAUUUCGAGUUCUAGUGCCGCCUCCCCCUUCUAUUGGUGCUGCUCUGAUCUCAGCCCUCAACAUUUUGGAGGACUUCCACCUCAAUGGGAAUGGUACAACGUAUAGCGCAAACCACUGGAUUGCUGAGUCACUGAAAGCGGCCCUGACUAUGGCCAGUGGGCUCGGAGACCCUGUGUAUACCCCAUCAGUUUCUGCACUCAUCUCCAAGAUGCUAAGCAAGCCACAGGCUGUAGUGCUCCGUCAGUUGAUCAGUGACUCGCAGGCAUCUCCUCCCAGACACUACUCUACUGUCUAUGACCUGCCGAGUGGAGCUGUGGCCAGCCAGGUGGUUGUGAUGGGUCCCGAUGACAUCAUUGUGUCUGUCACCAGCUCACUGAACAGGCCCUUUGGAAGUAGAAUUUUAACCCCUUCAGGCAUUCUCCUGAACAGCCAGAUCUUGGACUUCUCCUGGCCAAAUAAAACCCAGGGACUGUUAAUAUCGAACCUGACGAACAGGGUCCAGCCAGGCAAGCGGCCUCUGUCAUUUAUUAUGCCAACAAUUGUGAUACCAUCUCUAGGUAAAUGUGGAUCCUAUGUGGCCCUGGGAUCUUCUAAUGGAGAGCACAGCCUCAGUGGUGUCACCCAGGUCUUGAUUAAUAUUUUGUCAUAUAACAAAAAUCUGAAUGAUAGCAUAUCACUGGGACGACUCCAUCCCCAACUUCAGCCGAGCAGACUCCUGGUGGACUCUGAGUUCCUGGAGGAGGAUGUGAAGGUGUUGCGUCUGAAAGGACACACUGUCUACAGGGUGGGGCUGCUGUCCCUGGUGCAGGGUGCCCAGAAAAUCAACGACAUCAUUAGGGGCAUUGUUGAUCCUCGUGCUGUGGCUGGCUCUGCCUAGCUUUCUGAGAAUAUGGCUUUAUUUCAAUGUGAACAUAAGAAGAUUAAGUAAUAUUUGAGUUGUAUGUUUAUUAAAUAAUUCAUGUAUUACAAUUUUAGAUUUUUCUAUGUGAUGAUGGCAGGCGUGCAGCUUUCACUGGGGGCGGUGGGGACAUAUCCCCCCCACAUUCUGAAAUGGCAUUUUUGUCCUCUCCCAUGUGUUAUCAUUGGAAAGUGAUACAAAACGAGGCAACGGUGUGCUUUAGAACUAUGCGGACGCCUCUGAGCGGUCGGUUAGACUGUUUGGAGUGUUUUUAUCCAACUGGUUCCCCACAAAAAUUAUAAUAAAAUAUGUCCCUCCUGGAUGAUGGCAUACAUUAAGGCAGAUCUAAUAUAAAGGUGGAGGACAUCACAGGAGGCUGAUGAAGGGAGGACCGCUCAUAAUAAUGGCCUGAAAUGGCAUCAGACACAUGGAAACCAUGUGUUUGAUGCCAUUCAGCUCCAGCUGUUACCACGAGCCCGUCCGCCCCAAUUAAGGUGCCACCAACCUCAUGUGGUGGACAUGAAUUUCAUCUCAGAUUCUGUGUGUGAAGAUGUGAGUAGCCUAUACCCAACAACCUAGGUCACAAUAGUAUUGGUUGUCCAAUAGGGGGCACUACUUUCCUAGGCAGAACUAGAUAAAUAUAGUUUGACCUAAUGUUUGGUAGAAGUUAGAGGCAAAUACAUUAUCGCUCAAUCGCUUUACAAAUCAGACAUUUGCUGUUAGUCACUGCUGUUUUGUCGAGGUAAAGAUAAUCCAUAUAUAUCAGCUACUGUAUAUCUCCAAUAAUUUACUUCAUGUGUGAAUGUUGACUCCCAAACAAGCCACUAAACCCUGCUCCUAAUAAUGAGUGCAGCGUGGGAUGGGUUGAAAUGGUAAAUAUCCAUACUUGAUCUUAUUCAAAUAUCAGUGGCACUGUCAACCCUUACAUUAAAGGCAUGUGUCUAUGUUUUAAUUUUUGGUUUGAACUCUUUAGCUUGUUAAUCAGCAGCCCCAAAGUAUUAAACUGUGUGCUCAACACCUUCCUUACAAUACAUACUCUCCUACUAGCAAGGACCUCUUUGAAGUAGAGAAUGUGCCAAAGGGCUGAUGUCAUAGAAAACUGGCAUAGGAAGGUUGACAAGCAAAUACACACAUCCAAUGCCACUAUAAAAAGACAAAACAGUAUCAUAAUGGCUUGAGAACACAUUUUAUGAAGCUUUCUGUUAUUGAGAACAAUACAAAACCAUAUUAUGACAGAUGACUACCACAGAUGACUAACCACAUAUUCCUGGGUGAUGGAUUAUGUCGCUGGCCAGCCCAUAUGGAAAAUGAAUGUAUUUAAUAUACAGUGCCUUCAAAGUAUUCACACCCCUUGACUUUUUCCACAUUUUGUUGUGUUACAGCCUGAAUUUAAAAUGUAUUAAAUUGAGAAAAACUAUUGACUGGCCUGCCUACACAAAA
Messenger RNA from Salvelinus fontinalis (brook trout), 3552 nucleotides. RefSeq names its product glutathione hydrolase 7-like. Gene Ontology annotation, molecular function: glutathione gamma-glutamate hydrolase. The record is from RefSeq and is a predicted model, not a curated record. Gene Ontology annotation, biological process: glutathione catabolic process. The coding region runs from base 1 to 2091 and encodes 696 amino acids. NCBI's taxonomy places the organism in Eukaryota, Metazoa, Chordata, Actinopteri, Salmoniformes, Salmonidae. The transcript has 15 exons. Gene Ontology annotation, cellular component: plasma membrane.